AUGGCCACUUCACUACGGCUUUGCGGGCGGGGUGAAAGUGCACAAAUUAUCGUUUUGGGCACGAUCGUCGAAAAAGUGGCCCAAACGACCUCGAAUGACGAAACGGACUGCGCCAACGCGUCCGGAACGUCGAUUUUGGGCAAGAAGGAUGUUCACUUCGCCGCGAGGACGUAUACGGACUUGGGUCAACCCUUAUUGCCUUCUUCUACGGUCCACCUUUGCCGUCUUCUCGCAAAUCAAACCUCUACGCCCUCUUCUGUAUGGAGCGACUUCAUUCCAUCAGCUCUGCCAUCUUUCUCCUGCUACCACUUCUGGCGCUCUCUCUUUUUGGAGCUUUUCUCGGUUGUUAACUGCAAAGCUCUUGAACAAUGCCUCCAGAAAGAGAGCUCGGCGCUUCUCCAGCUGAAGCGAGGCUUCAUCUCAGGUGAGCUCGAUACAUGGGAGCCAGGGACGGACUGCUGCUUCUGGGUGGGAGUGACAUGCGAUGAAUCGAGGCGUGUCACUGGCCUCGACCUAAGCGAUCGAUCCAUUAACGGUACGAUCGAUCCUAUCCUCUUCAAUCUCACAUCUUUAGAAACCCUCAAUCUUUCCAAUAACGAGUUCUACAACGGAUCUAUUCCGGAUUCCGGGUGGGAAAGGCUUGCAAAUCUUUCAAGCCUCGAUAUUUCAUGGUCAGAACUUAUUGGAAAGGUUCCCGCCGGUAUCUCUCGAUUGACAAAAUUAACUUCCCUUGACCUCUCCUACAAUGAGGAUCUUUCUUUCACUGCUAACCCAACAUUUCUGCAAAAUAUGAGCAAUUUGAGGGAACUUUUUCUUGACAAUGUAAAUCUCUCGGCAUACGGUGUUGAAUGGUGUGGUGCUCUGAUCAAUUCCACCCCCGAACUUGAGGCGCUCAGCAUGCAAGGUUGUUCCCUCUUUGGGUAUUGUCCGAACAAAAUCUUUCUUCUGAGAAAUUUGAAAUAUCUUCAAAUCUCAUACAAUCAGAUACUCUCUGGUUCUCUUCCUGAUUUUCCAGAGAACAGUAAUUUAGAAAAAUUGAAUCUUUUUGCCACCAAUUUCUCUGGGAAUUUGCCCGAUACAAUCGGCAACCUCAAGUUUUUGACUUUAUUGGAUCUCGGAGAAUGUCAAUUUUCUGGUAGAAUACCGCCUUCGAUGGGAAAUCUAUCAAAACAACUAAAAUGGUUGAGUCUAUCCAACAACUAUUUUAGCGGUCCUGUUCUAUUUUUGCUUCCACUUUCAGCUGAGCCAUCACAUAAUGGUCUGUCAUCACCAGAUACUCACAUUUGUCUGAAUGGCAAGCUUUGUCAUCUUGAAUAUCUUGAUCUCAGUCAUAACAAUUUCUCUGGACCAAUUCCUGCUACUGUGUUUACUCUGCCAACUUUGAGAUUCUUGCAUCUUCAACGAAACCAAUUUUCUGGGCAACUUGCAGAGUUCACAUGUGCAUCCUCUAUGUUGACUUAUGUUGAUCUUAGUAACAAUAAAUUACAGGGACAAAUUCCAUUGUCAUUUUUUAUGAUAUCAGGGCUUUAUCAUCUUGACUUUUCUUCAAAUAAUUUCAGUGGAGUUGUGGGGUCGGAGUUCAUAAAGGAUCUCAAUGAUCUCACUUUUUUGUCCCUAUCAAACAAUAAACUAACUGAAAUCCCACCAUUCAUAAAAUAUCAACAUAAAAACAUUUCUUUGUACCUCUCCGAUAAUAGACUAACUGGGGAAAUCCCAACAUUCAUCUGCAACUGGACUGGCCUUGAGUCACUUGAUUUAUCGAAUAACGAGUUAAAUGGUUCUAUUCCACCGUGUUUAUUAGAAAGUAGUGGUCUCAAGAUUCUCACAUAUUUGGACUAUGCAAACAAUAACCUGACUGGGGAAAUUCCAAUAUUCAUCUGCAACUUGACCAACCUGCAGACACUUGAUUUAUCAAAUAACAAGCUUAAUGGUUAUAUUCCACCGUGUUUAUUAGAAAGAAGUAGUCUCGAGAUUAUCAUGCAUUUGGACCUCUCAAAAAAUCAACUGGCUGGAGAAAUCACAACAUCCUUCUGCAACUUGACCAACUUGAUAGUGCUUGAUUUAUCUGAUAACAAGUUAACUGGUUCGAUUCCAUCAUGUUUAUUCGAAGAAGGAUGUGGUCUUCGCAUUCUAAAUCUGAGAGGAAAUCAGCUUCACGGAGCUAUCCCCCAUGGAGUUAAUCAAAAUUGUAUGCUGCAAAUUAUAAAUCUUAGAGACAACCAAUUGGAGGGACUGCUUCCGAGAUUACUGUCUAAUUGUCGAUCACUUGAACUUCUAGACCUAGGUAACAAUAAAUUAAAGGUUGUAUUUCCUUAUUGGUUGGGAAAUAUUUCCACGCUAAGGAUUCUUAUUCUAAGAUCUAAUAAGUUCCACGGCUUAGUUGGGCUUCUUGAUGGAAGCCAGAAAACAAAUUAUACUUUUUCGACAUUGAAUGUUCUUGACAUCUCAUCCAACAACUUUAGUGGCAAUUUAUGUGCAAAAUGCUUCAACGAUUUUAAGUCGAUGAUGAUAAAUACAACAGACGUAAUACAAUCUUCUGCACUUACUUCGUUUUAUGAUUAUUAUUCUCUUGUUGUGCUUACCAUUAUGGAAAAGGGGCAACUAUUGAAGAUACAAAAUUUUUGGAGGAUUAUAAAGUCAAUAGAUAUUUCCAAUAAUUAUUUUGAAGGAGAGAUCCCGAUAUCCAUUGGUCAACUUGCCUCUCUCCAAGUGCUCAACUUAUCACAGAAUCACAUGACAGGAACAAUUCCUCCACAACUAGGAAAUUUGUUACAACUGGAGUCACUAGAUCUCUCAAUGAAUAGCCUUUCUGGUAAAAUCCCAACUGAAUUGGUUUCUUUACAUUUUUUGUCGGUUUUAAAUCUCUCCUACAAUAAGUUGGUGGGAGAAAUUCCUCCAGGAGGCCAAUUCUCCACUUUCCCAGACACUUCAUUUGAAGGAAAUAAGGGACUUUGUUGGCAUCCUUGCAAUACGUCAGUUCCAACAGUGAAUAAUAAGGUGCCAUCAACUCCAAGUAUUGAUGACACAACUUCAGAGAACAAAAGUUAUAAAAUUGUGUUGGGAUUAUUAUUUGGUGUAGGACUUGGAGGGUCGAUGGCAGCUGUUUUAGUGGUUGAUGUCAUGUGCUGUGACAGAAGCAGGUUGCGGAGAAGCAUAAGACCUACUCAUGGAUAA
Molecule: messenger RNA, 3174 nt
Organism: Phalaenopsis equestris
Lineage: Eukaryota; Viridiplantae; Streptophyta; Magnoliopsida; Asparagales; Orchidaceae
Product: receptor-like protein 12
Exons: 3
Coding region: 1-3174 (1057 amino acids)
Molecular function (GO): protein binding
Source: RefSeq, a predicted model, not a curated record